CUCCUCCUCCCCACUUUCUUUAACACUUAUAAGGUUCUUGUUUUCCCCGAGAUCCUCGAACAAGGAAUUGAAUCUCCCAUUUUUUUAUUAUUUCUUUUUCCUUGUUCGGAGAAUAGGAUCGCCGCAAGACCCUGAUCGCAGAAUCGGUAAAUGCAACAUUCGGAUUCAGUGAUCGAAGAUUAAUUCGAGAUUUCCCAUUGUGGGUCUCGAUUGCAUUUCCGAUAGAUGGACGGAUACUAGCUAAUUUCUGGGGUUUUCACGGGGGGAACGAAAUCAAGUCCAACCGAUGUCGCCACCAUCGCGCCAGUUAAUCCUCCGGCCGGUGUCUGUGGACAAAACACGGCCACUGCUGUACACCCGCUCGAACAUCUCCACUGCCACCAGCAGUAGACACGGCGUUAACCGCACCAGCAAGUCCGCGAGGUUCGCGGAAGUAUGCGGAGCAGCGGCAGCGGAAUGCACGGCGGUUUGUUGUUGCUGCCCCAUCGGCAUAAUGGAAUUCCUGGUGCUGGCUAUCUACAAGGUCCCCGCAGGUCUUUGCCGCCGUGCACUCCGCAGCAAGCGGCGGCAGCAGCUCUUGAAGAACGGCAUGUUGCAGCCCCAACAACGGCGGUCCCAGUGCGGCUGCGACGAAACAGAGCUGCAUAUUCACUCGGUGGUCUGUCACGACGAGUUAGACACCCUUCCCCGCUCCGAGGAGGCGGAUAAAGCCGUUGUGGAGCUGGAAAAGGAGAUGUGGGAGACUUUCUACGGUGCUGGGUUUUGGAGAAGUGCCUCUCAGAGAGAGCCGCCGGCAAUAAAACAACCAUAAGCACUCAAAUAUUUGUCUUCCUCCUAUAUUUCAUCAUGGCACAUUUGGGGAAAAUUAAUAGAAUUGGAAGACAUGAUAUUGACAUUGUGUUUGAGAGAGAAUUGAUCCAAAAUCUAAAUAUUUUGAACCCCAAUUCUUGUUUAGGAAUCAAUUUGGUUAGUUAAUUUAUUCCUUACAUAUUAACCAAGAAGAUAGUGGUUUGAUCCCAACUUUUUCAACUUAAACAUGGUUUUGUGGUUGUUUAGAUUUAAGUAUUUUAACGUAAUAUAUUGAUUUUGGAGUU
Molecule: messenger RNA, 1094 nt
Organism: Rubroshorea leprosula
Lineage: Eukaryota; Viridiplantae; Streptophyta; Magnoliopsida; Malvales; Dipterocarpaceae
Source: the annotation of a GenBank genome assembly